Closterium sp. Naga37s-1 is the source of this 372-nucleotide messenger RNA. Lineage: Eukaryota; Viridiplantae; Streptophyta; Zygnematophyceae; Desmidiales; Closteriaceae. The record is from the annotation of a GenBank genome assembly.
AUGGACUCGUGGAGCGAUUCCCAGCUGAAGCGGAUGGAGGUUGGAGGAAAUUCCGCCUGGAACGAUUUCCUUGACCGAUAUGCCGAUGCGACUGAGACGGCGACGAUAGCGAAGAGAUACGCGUCGCCUGCUGCGCAGUACUACCGGGAAAAGCUGGACGUGCUUGUGGCUGGUCGAGUGUGGACCCCUCCUCCUGGUCUGACGCCUAAGCAAAAGACAGUGGCGCGCUCUACCCUACCAGCUGCAUCCCGAGCCUCGUCCGCCGUGUCGAGAACCAGCAGAAGAUGCACCGCUCCUCCCGCACGAGCCGUCGCCUCGCAAAGUUGGGAUGACUGGGGCGAGGGCUGGGGUACCGUUGGCGCUAACUCUUGA